This is a messenger RNA of Anthonomus grandis grandis, 2029 nucleotides long. RefSeq names its product cytochrome P450 9e2-like. The coding region runs from base 27 to 1601 and encodes 524 amino acids. The record is from RefSeq and is a predicted model, not a curated record. Gene Ontology annotation, molecular function: heme binding; iron ion binding; oxidoreductase activity, acting on paired donors, with incorporation or reduction of molecular oxygen. NCBI's taxonomy places the organism in Eukaryota, Metazoa, Arthropoda, Insecta, Coleoptera, Curculionidae. The transcript is spliced from 7 exons.
UUAUAUAUUUUUCUACAGUAUUCAGAAUGAUUUGGUUUAUAUUAUUUUGUGUCUUUGCUUACCUAUUUUGGUAUAAAUUUGUAAGUCCCUUGGAUCAAUUUAAAAAAAAGGGGGUUAACCAAACCAGACCAUGGCCACUUCUAGGCGACCAAUGGAGAGCAGUACUGCAAACUGAGAAUAUGGGCGAUGUGGUAAAAAAUGUUUAUGAUUUAUAUCCGAAUGACAGGUUUAUAGGUUUUUUCCAAUUUACAAUUCCGACCAUUAUGCUUCGGGAUCCAGAAUUAAUUAAACAGAUAACAGUUAAGGAUUUUGAUCAUUUUACUGACCACCGGCAAUUAGUGGAUCCAGAAGCGGAGCCAUUGUGGAGUUCAAAUUUAUUUUCUUUACAAGGACAAAAAUGGCGAGAAAUGAGAGCUACAUUAAGUGGCACCUUUACUAGUGCCAAGAUGAAAUACAUGUUUGGUGUCAUUAACGAAGUGGCCGAAAACUUUGCUCAACACUUUUUAAAUCAGGACCAAAAACUUAUUGAGACUGAGAUGAAAGAAACUCUUUCAAGGUAUACCAAUGAUAUUAUUGCUACUUCAGCAUUUGGUAUUAAAGUCGACUCUCUAAAAGAACCAGAUAAUAAUUUUUAUCUUAUGGGAAAACGCAUUACUAAUUUAACUGGAGUGCUUACUUUAUUUAAAUUUGUAGGAUACACUUUAGUACCAAAAUUAUUAAAGAAAUUUAAAGCAACACUUUUUGACCGAGAGGCUGCAACUUACCUUAAAACUAUUAUUUAUGAAACGAUACAUGUAAGAGAAGAAGAACAAAUUAUAAGGCAAGAUAUGAUCAACUUACUUUUGGAGGUGAAAAAAGGAAUUAAAAAAGAACAUAAUGAAACUGUUGACACUGGAUUUUCUACGGCUAAAGAAUCUGAUUAUUUAGAUAAAUAUAAAUCUAAUAAGCCCAAGCAGUUAACUGAUUUAGAUAUUGCAGCACAAUCUUUUAUAUUUUUCUUUGCUGGAUUUGAUACUGUAUCUUCGGCACUCUCAUUUGGAGCAUACGAACUUGCUGUUAACCAAGAAAUUCAGUACAAACUUCGCGAAGAAAUAAGAAAAACUUACAAAGAUAUUGAAGGAAAAUUAACUUAUGAAGAAUUGCUAAAAAUGCAAUAUAUGGAUAUGGUAUUUUCAGAAAUUUUAAGAAAAUGGCCUCCGCUUGUCGGGAUUGACCGAGUCUGCACAAAACCAUAUACAAUAGAACCAGAGCUUCCAAGUGAAAAGGCAUACCAUUUUAAAAUUGGAGAUUCCAUUUUACUUCCCAUGCACGGACUUCACAGGGAUCCCAAAUAUUUUCCUGAUCCUUUAAAGUUUGAUCCUGAGAGAUUCUCAGAGAAGAAUAGAAAUAAUAUUAAACCAUACACAUAUUUACCUUUUGGAUCAGGACCCAGAAAUUGUAUUGGGUCUAGAUUUGCCAUACUAGAAGCAAAAGCUCUAUUGUUUCAUUUAUUGUUACAUUUUAAGCUUGUUCCUACUAAAAAGACUACUAUACCCUUAAAAGCACAAACAAGGUCCCUUAAUAAUAACGCUGAAGUUAUAAUUGGUCUUGAAAGAAUUUAAUAAUACUUAUAUAUGUAUAAAUUUAAAAUUAUAUUUUAUUUGUAAGCCUAUUUUAAGAAUUAGAUGUAGUCGUUAUAAAUACCAAAAUAAAAAUAUGUAUUUUUUAUUUAAAUUUAACUGUAGGAUACUUAUUAAGCUUUGAAUAAUACACAAUAUAAAAAUCCUGCAGGCUGGUAAAUAAAUAUUGUAUAAUGCUUCAUUUAAUAGUAUGUUUUUAGAGGCAUUAAAAAUAAUUUUACACAUAGGUCGCUGGAUAGUCUUAAAACUUUAACGUUAUUGAACAAACUGUUAGGGGAUAUUUAUCUCUGCUGGGUACUUCACAAUGAUCUAUGGUUUUUUCAAUUUAGGCGCAGUUUUUCUCUGCUGAUAUAAGUAGAGAUCUCAUCUAUGCCAAAGUUUACUGAAUUAAAUAUAUUAAUUAAUUACAA